Molecule: messenger RNA, 458 nt
Organism: Drosophila melanogaster (fruit fly)
Lineage: Eukaryota; Metazoa; Arthropoda; Insecta; Diptera; Drosophilidae
Exons: 2
Coding region: 51-419 (122 amino acids)
Source: RefSeq, marked reviewed
AUCAGACAAGUUCAAGUUUUCGAACCGUAAGCACCAGAUCCAUAAUCAUAAUGUUCAAAUCCGCCGUUGUUAUUCUGGCUAUCGUUGCCUGCGCUGCUGCCAAGCCUGGACUUCUGGGUGCUCCCCUUGCUUACACUGCUCCUCUGGCUUACUCUGCUCCUCUGGCUUACUCAGCUCCUGCUGCCGUGGUAGCUGCUCCCGCUCCAGUUGUGACCGCCACCAGUAGCCAGGUUAUCGCCAGGAACUACAAUGGAAUCGCCGUUGCUCCUGUGAUUGCUCCCGUUGCCGCUCCUGUGGUGGCCAAGUACACUGCUGCUCCUUUUGCCUACGCUUCUCCUUUGGCCUACUCCGCUCCUCUGGCUUACACUUCUCCAUUGGCUUAUAAAACUCUUCCGGCUGCUGCUCCAGUUCUUCUGUAAGAACGUCGACUGAUCAAUAAAAAUACAAAAAAAUGAGAU